Messenger RNA from Stylonychia lemnae, 903 nucleotides. The record is from the annotation of a GenBank genome assembly. Lineage: Eukaryota; Ciliophora; Spirotrichea; Sporadotrichida; Oxytrichidae.
AUGGAAGGAAUCUAUGCCCAUGCAGACUUUAUCAAGGUUUACAAAGCCAUCCUUGAUGCAACUCAAGAAAUCGCUACUUAUCUAAGAUACCACUCAGCUCAAACUCUCUCUCAAUAGAAUUAGUUCGGGAAACAAUAGUCUGAUCUUGAUCUAAAAGCUGAUGAGAUAAUAUUCAGUCAUUUGAAAAAGAGUGGAGUAGUCCACUCUGCUGCUUCUGAGGAAAAACCUUAUUUGAAUGAGAUGAAUCCUGAUGGUGAAUACAUGGUAACCUUUGAUCCAAUUGAUGGAAGCUCUGUUAUUGACUCAAACUUCUCAGUAGCCUCAGUCUUUGCUAUCUGGAAAUCUAAGGACAUUAAUGGCAUGACUGGUAGAGAUCUAGUAGGUGCUGCCCUCUCAGUUUACGGAUCAAGAACUACUAUCAUUCUCUACAAUGCUCAAAACAAGAAAGUAGAGGAACUCACUCUCCUAAUGAUGGGAAAGAACGAAAGAUGGAUAGUCACCACCCCAGACAUGAAAAUCGAGCCUGAUGCCAAACUCUUUGCACCAGCUCUGAGAUCUUCUUAUGAUAAUCCCAACUAUCUCAAAAUCUUUGAAAAUUAUUGCCUAAAAGGUUACUCUAUCAGAUACUCAGGUGCUUUCGCUGUGGAUUGCUAUUAGAUUUUCAUUAAGCGCUAAGGUGUAUACUCGAUGUUGGACUCAGUGGCUCACCCCUCCCGUCUGCAUUUGAUAUACGAGAUUAUUCCCUUAGCCUUUUUGAUCGAAAAAGCUGGAGGUAAAACCAGUGACGGAGUACGCAGUGUUCUUGACGUCGAAAUCAAAGGUUAUAAGUAGAGAAUCUCAUUCAUUGCUGGAAGUUCUAAUGAAGUUGACUACAUUGUCAGAACUAUUAACGAGAAGGAGUGA